GCACGCUGGGACGUCUCGCUGGCGGGAGGCCACGGGCUUUCCACAGCGCGGGGGAACGGGAGGCUGCAGGAUGGUCAAGCUGACGGCGGAGCUGAUCGAGCAGGCGGCGCAGUACACCAACGCGGUGCGCGACCGGGAGCUGGACCUCCGGGGGUAUAAAAUUCCCGUCAUUGAAAAUCUAGGUGCUACGUUAGACCAGUUUGAUGCUAUUGAUUUUUCUGACAAUGAGAUCAGGAAACUGGAUGGUUUUCCUUUGUUGAGAAGACUGAAAACAUUGUUAGUGAACAACAACAGAAUAUGCCGUAUAGGUGAGGGACUUGAUCAGGCUCUGCCCUGUCUGACAGAACUCAUUCUCACCAAUAAUAGUCUCGUGGAACUGGGUGAUCUGGACCCUCUGGCAUCUCUCAAAUCGCUGACUUACCUAAGUAUCCUAAGAAAUCCGGUAACCAAUAAGAAGCAUUACAGAUUGUAUGUGAUUUAUAAAGUUCCGCAAGUCAGAGUACUGGAUUUCCAGAAAGUGAAACUAAAAGAGCGUCAGGAAGCAGAGAAAAUGUUCAAGGGCAAACGGGGUGCACAGCUUGCAAAGGAUAUUGCCAGGAGAAGCAAAACUUUUAAUCCAGGUGCUGGUUUGCCAACUGACAAAAAGAAAGGUGGGCCAUCUCCAGGGGAUGUAGAAGCAAUCAAGAAUGCCAUAGCAAAUGCUUCAACUCUGGCUGAAGUGGAGAGGCUGAAGGGGUUGCUGCAGUCUGGUCAGAUCCCUGGCAGAGAACGCAGAUCAGGGCCCACUGAUGAUGGUGAAGAAGAGAUGGAAGAAGACACAGUCACAAACGGGUCCUGAGCAGUGAGGCAGAUGUAUAAUAAUAGGCCCUCUUGGAACAAGUCUUGCUUUUCGAACAUGGUAUAAUAGCCUUGUUUGUGUUAGCAAAGUGGAAUCUAUCAGCAUUGUUGAAAUGCUUAAGACUGCUGCUGAUAAUUUUGUAAUAUAAGUUUUGAAAUCUAAAUGUCAAUUUUCUACAAAUUAUAAAAAUAAACUCCACUCACUAUGCUACCAA
Messenger RNA from Homo sapiens (human), 1052 nucleotides. RefSeq names its product small nuclear ribonucleoprotein polypeptide A' (gene SNRPA1). Gene Ontology annotation, biological process: mRNA splicing, via spliceosome. Gene Ontology annotation, molecular function: U2 snRNA binding. The transcript has 9 exons. The coding region runs from base 71 to 838 and encodes 255 amino acids. The record is from RefSeq and is marked validated. NCBI's taxonomy places the organism in Eukaryota, Metazoa, Chordata, Mammalia, Primates, Hominidae. Gene Ontology annotation, cellular component: U2 snRNP; small nuclear ribonucleoprotein complex; nucleus.